This is a messenger RNA of Closterium sp. Naga37s-1, 909 nucleotides long. Lineage: Eukaryota; Viridiplantae; Streptophyta; Zygnematophyceae; Desmidiales; Closteriaceae. The record is from the annotation of a GenBank genome assembly.
AUGUAUGCAUGCACCAUGGCGGGAGGAGCAGCGCAAGGGGGCGAUAGUGGAGGCACUCACGCAUUUGGCGGUGCUCCUAGCCAAUGCUGUGAUCCUCUUGUGCUGCUUGCGGUGUGCUGCUUGCGGUGUGCUGCUCAUGCUGUCCUUUCUUUCUUGCCAUGCACUUGUGACAUGCUCGUAUGGCAGGAGGAGCAGCGCAAGGGGGCGAUAGUGGAGGCACUCACGCAUUUGUCGGUGCUCUCGGCCAAUGCUGAGGAGCAGCGCAAGGGGGCGAUAGUGGAGGCACUCACGCACUUCUCGGUGCUCUCAGCCAAUGCCAUGGCGACAGGUGUCACCACCACGCGCAUGCGCCUGCAGCUCAUGAAAAAAUAUUCACAAGUGCAGGAUGUGAACCCAUCAGAACCGCCCACAAUCCAUCCCGACCUACUCCAUUACAUUGUCACACACGACCCCCGCCUCUCCCCCUCCCCCUCCACCCGCCCCUCCACCUCCUCCCCCCCCAACGCCUCCUCCCCCCCCAACGCCUCCUCCCCGCCCCUCUCCCCCUCCUCCUCCGCCUCCCCCCCCAACACUCCCCCACCUCACUCCCUCACUCACUCUCGCUCGCUGGCGGAUGGGCGGACAAGGGGGAGGAUGGGGGGAGAGGAGGGAGAAGUAGAAGAGGAGGGACGAAGGGAAGAGGAGGGAGGAGGGGAGCGGGAGGAGGGCACAGACGGAGGAGGGGGAGGGGAGGGGGGUGUUGAGGAGGGUUUAUCAGUGGGAUCGGAUAUGGAAAUAGAUGGGAUGGUAGUGGAGGAGGGAGAUGGGGAGGGUGGAAGGUUGGGAAGGGAGGACGAAGAUGAUGAGGAAGAGGAGGCGAUGGGGUGGGGUGGUACAAUCAGGCGAUCACCGUCAAACCCUCUCCUUUGA